Molecule: messenger RNA, 1461 nt
Organism: Pezoporus occidentalis (night parrot)
Lineage: Eukaryota; Metazoa; Chordata; Aves; Psittaciformes; Psittacidae
Gene: TSPAN1
Product: tetraspanin 1
Exons: 7
Coding region: 76-789 (237 amino acids)
Cellular component (GO): plasma membrane
Source: RefSeq, a predicted model, not a curated record
CGGGGGACUGGCCUGGCGGGGGGCUGUGGUUGGGGAUCCCCCCUGAUCAAGUCUGUGCUGUCCGCAGGUGCAAAGAUGGGGUGCUUCACCUUUAUCAAGGUCAUGAUGAUCCUCUUCAACCUGGCCAUAUUCCUCAGUGGUGGGACCCUGCUAGGAGUUGGCAUCUGGGUCACAGUGGAUGGACAGUCAUUCCUGGAUAUAUUUGGGGCAAUCUCCUCCAGCAUCCUGCAGGUUGUGAAUGUGAGCUACUUCCUCAUUGUCAUCGGUGCCAUCCUGCUGGUGAUCGGCUUCCUUGGGUGCUACGGAGCACAGAAGGAGAGCAAAUGCCUCCUGAUGAUGUUCUUCGCAGUGGUGCUGAUCAUCUUCAUUGCUGAAGUUGCUGCUGCCGUGGUGGCUCUGGUCUACACGGGUGUUGCAGGGACACUGCUCAUGGCUGUGGUGACGCCUCUCCUGAAGGAUAAGUACGGGGUGGAUAAGAGCUUCACACACAUUUGGAAUGUCACCAUGAUGGAGGUCCAUUGCUGUGGCCUGAAUAACUACACAGACUUCAACGACUCCGUCUGGUAUAAGGACCACGGAACCUACCCUGAGCCCUGCUGUAAUAGCACACAGCCCUGCACCUACAUGGCAGCUGCAGAAAGCAAAGUCACGGGUUGUUUCGAUCAGAUCUUGGAAGAAAUCAGGACCCAUGCAGGUGUGGUGGGUGGCGUGGCUGCUGGCAUCGCUGCCUUGGAGAUUGCAGCCAUGGUGGUUGCCAUGUACUUGUACUGCCAUCUGGACCAGAAAUGACCCCACAGAGCAGGAGAUGAUCUGCCCCCUCAUCGUGCCGGGGUGCUCCCAUGGCGUGCCAUGCUCUCCGGGGGACCCCAUCGCUCCCUGGGCCUGAUGCUGUCUUGUGCACUGUGAUUUUGUAGCUGCGUUUUGAUCUACUGAGCUGGGAUCUGUAGAGUUUGUGUAUAUUUUUGUACUGUUAUGGGACACUGAGUCUGUACAUAGUGAUUUGGGGGGGGGGGUUGAAGGGGGGGAAGCUGCUUGGUCUGUUUAGCUGAUGCCAGAGGGAGAUAGAGCAGCGCAGGGGCUGAUCAGAGCUGCUGAUCUGGCAGUGGCGCAGUGAUGCCUUGAUAAACCCUUGCGGGCAGGUGCUGUGCCUUUCCCAUGCUGUCUCCACUGUGUCCCUAAGUGGGGGCUGCUCCGUGCCCCCUUCAUCACUCCAUUGAAUCAUUGUAGGUGGUAACUACACUUCCUAUGGGGAUGUAUCUACCCCUACACAUGUUUUCUGCCAGCCCUGACCAUGUUGUCACCUAAAUGAGGCACUGGCUGGUCUGUGCCCCUGCCCUGGCAUGAAGACAGCCCUGUUGGUCCCUGUCCCUGCGGUGUCCGGGGCUGCCCCCCUAUCACACCAUGGCUGAGCCCUCUCCAUCUGUAAAGAAAACCAAUUAAAUUGUUCAUCUUGGAUACAAA